UCUGCUGCCAUCAUGUCAUCCCGCUGUGUUUUUAAGCUUAUAUGCAGUCAAGGUGGAGAUUGCGCUGUAUCUUCAGUGUCAGUCAAAGGAGCCGGUGAUAGAUGAGUCGACAGGAUCCGUCGAGCGCACCGGCCUUUCGUCUUAUACUUUUACUGUCCAGGAUGGUUGGAUAACGGUAACGUUAACGUAUCUGGUAUUGUAAGGGCCGCGCGAAACAUUCCUAGUAAAGACUGGACGAUUAGUUAGCUGUCGCCAUUGCGAGUGUAACGUUAACAUCAUCUCUACUCGAUUGUAUUUUUGUGUAGUCCGUGUCUCUCUGUGCGGCCUUUUAAAUGCAAAAAUACGUUGAGUGGACGUGUGAAACUAUCAUUACACAAAACCCAUCUCGGCUAUAGAGGCUCAAACGGUGCCAAGUAGUUAACGUUACCACAUAGCUAGCCUAUCUUGACCAGCACCCGGGUCUUUGUGGAAAGACUUCAAAGAUGUUUGAAACCAGGGGGUUACCAUUCGUUCUGCUGGACAUUGUCUGCUUAUUUUUGGCUGGUCUCCCACUGGCGGCCUUUAACCUGGGUAAAAUCAAGCCUUACCAGAGGGGCUUUUUUUGUAAAGAUGAGGGCAUCAGCUACCCGUUUCACCACAGCACGGUCACCUCCACUGUGCUGUACACGGUUGGCUUCGCUCUGCCCAUUAGUUGUAUGAUCUUUGGGGAGUGCCUUUCAGUCUAUCUAAAGCGCAUCAAAUCCAAGUCCUCUUUCAGCAACAGCUAUCUGGCGUGUGUCUACAAGGCCAUCGGCACCUUUCUGUUCGGGGCGGCCAUGAGCCAGUCCCUCACCGACAUCGCCAAGUACUCCAUCGGGCGCCUGCGACCGCAUUUCCUGGACGUGUGCAAGCCUGACUGGAGCAAAAUCAAUUGCACAGCGGGUGCCUACAUUGAGGACUUCACCUGCACCGGGAACGCGCGCAUGGUCAACGAGGGCAGACUCUCUUUCUACUCUGGCCACUCUUCCUUCUCCAUGUACUGCAUGCUGUUCCUGGCACUUUAUAUUCAGGCGAGACUGCAGGCCGAGUGGGCCAGACUCUUGCGGCCAACGAUUCAGUUCUUCCUGAUCGCAGCGUCCGUGUACACGGGCCUGUCUCGUGUCUCCGACUACAAGCACCACUGGAGCGACGUCCUCACGGGUCUGCUGCAAGGGGCACUCAUGGCCAUCCUAGUGGUGUUCUGUGUGUCAGACUUUUUCAAGAAAAGUGUGGAGCCAGCGAAAGAGACCGAAAUCCCCCACACCACUCUCCAGGAGACCCCGACCAAUGGAAACCAUUAUGACAAUCCCAGCUAAACUUCAGAGGAACCAAAAGUUGUUGACACCACUGAUCCGGUGGGAAGAGAUUACAUCGUGCACCCACUUAAAAAAAAAGAUACAAAAGGACAUUUAAGUAAAACAAAAAAAGAAAUGAAGAAAAUAUAUAUAUGAAGGGGGCGGACCACUGCCGGUGAAGAGUACCUGUGAAUGUACCUUGCUUGGAUCUGCACUCCAAGUGGCGGAUGCUUGACUUUUCCUUACAGACGCUGUUUGUUGUCGUUCCAUGUUGCCUUGGCUGGACUUGCUGCUAUUGCUGCUACCAGAGCUUCUUGUUUUUUUUCUUCCUUUAAAAACUAAUAUGAAGAGUGUACCUCUAUAUGCAUCCGAAGAAGAAAAAAAACACACACCAUAUGUUUUUUUUUUUUUAUCUGUAUUAAGAGGAAAAAAAAAUUCACUAUACAGACGUUUUUUUAAUUAAAAUUAUGUUUAAAAAGUGUAUGUACAAAAAAAAUCUGUUGCGCUUUCUGAAAGAAUAAGAAAAAAACCACAAAGCCAUUAUGCUUCUUAACACAAAUAAACAUCAUUUCAAUGUCA
Molecule: messenger RNA, 1892 nt
Organism: Alosa sapidissima (American shad)
Lineage: Eukaryota; Metazoa; Chordata; Actinopteri; Clupeiformes; Clupeidae
Gene: plpp1a
Product: phospholipid phosphatase 1a
Exons: 6
Coding region: 483-1334 (283 amino acids)
Biological process (GO): phospholipid metabolic process; signal transduction; phospholipid dephosphorylation
Molecular function (GO): phosphatidate phosphatase activity
Source: RefSeq, a predicted model, not a curated record